Messenger RNA from Fomitopsis serialis, 567 nucleotides. RefSeq lists its product as uncharacterized. The annotation marks the transcript as partial. The record is from RefSeq and is a predicted model, not a curated record. The transcript has a single exon. NCBI's taxonomy places the organism in Eukaryota, Fungi, Basidiomycota, Agaricomycetes, Polyporales, Fomitopsidaceae.
GGUCUGCUAUGCUGGAUCGCAAUCCGAAAGCUCGGCAUCGUGGGCCUCUUCGUCUAUAUGGACGACUUCUUCGGAUGGGAUUAUGAAGGCCAUACGGUCGUCUACAAGGGUCAUACCUUUACCCGGAAGCAGGCUCAGCUACUCGUGCUCUGGGACGCGAUUUCGUGUCCAUGGGAAGCACGAAAGCAGCAGUUCGCUGGUCAGCUUACCAUCAUCGGAUUCCACAUUAACGCCAAUCUCGGUACGAUUUCUCUGCCACCGUCUGCAAUCGCGAAGGCCCUGGAGGACAUUGAUCGCUUCCUUGCUCAUCCAAAGCGCCAACCAGCCCUACGUGACUGGCAGCGCCUCGCAGGGCGGCUCAACUGGCUUCUCAAUGUGCUACCCUGGGGUCGACCGGCAUUGACUGAGCUUUAUCGCAAAAUGUCAGGCAAAACGCAGUCCUUCCGGGCAAUCUACCUGAACCGCGAUGUUAUCUCCGACCUCACCUGGUUCAAGCAGACGAUACCGCGUUCCAUUGGUGUCCGGUUCGUCGACAACGGUCGCUGGGCAAUUUCCGAAGCCGACAUC